AUGGUGCUUGCCAAGCCAUACGGUGAAUGGAACUUCUAUGACGACGCUAAAUCAAUAACCUCGUCAGUGGGAACCAUCGCAAUGGAUCCUGAAGUACUCGAUUCCAUAAUCCAGGGCCGCACUUCGAACGUGAGGCAGCUGCUUCACGACGGUAUGUUGCGUGAUGGGAUAACAUCUACUGGCCGCUCAGUGCUCCACUUGGCCGCUGCUCACGGGCAAUAUUCCAUCGUGUGGCUUUUACUUCAAUCUAAGUUCGAUGUGAGCCUGGAGGCCAUUGACUCAACCUGUCUCAAGUGGACGGCUCUUCAUUUCGCUUCUGCUGCAGGGCAUGCCUCUACAAUAGACCUUCUUCUGAAGGCAGGCGCGCGUCAGCCUUCGGAUGAACCGACACCACUGUUCCUUGCCGUUGAAAAGGGCCAUUGCGAAGGUGUUGAGAUAUUGCUGGCCGCCGAGCACGGACUUGACUUUGGUUCAUCCGCCCCCCCCCCGAAGCCUCUGAGUAUCGCUGUCGAAAAGGACUAUGCUGAAAUUAUGCGGAGCUUCUUGGUCGCUCCGGAAUCCCAGUCUCCACCUGCUUCCUUGAACUCUUCAAAAAAACAUUUGGUUAAUCGAAGUUCGAAGCGUUACGAAUUUUUUGAUCAGAUUGUGAGGGAUGCCACUACAUGGAAUGCGAAACUCAGUAUACAAGCUAUCUUUCAAUGGGCGUCGCGGCCAAACAUACGCGCCACACUCACGAGUACACUAUUUGGCAACUGGAGCGAUACUAUCACGGAUUGGAUCUCCAUAGCUUGCCAAAAGGAGAACACCACUCUUGCGCUUCUGCAUGCAUCUGCCCCAUUCCUGGAAAAUCCGCCUCAUCUGUCAGUACGAGCCUGGACCGCAAUCGCAAAAUUGAAAAAUGCUGGGGCUCUCAAAGAAAAGGCUCUGCUGGGGAGCGCUGAACGCAUUGAAAAUGGUCUUGAAGCAGCAGCAGAGGUGGGAGACUUGGACUUCUUCUCCCAAGUUGUCGAAAAAGCCAGUGUACUGCCUGCAAUAAUCUGGACGAGGGCCUGCUCGUGCGGGAAUCUCGACAUCUUGCUCGCCUUAUUGAAUCGGGGUGACGAGCCGCCGCCAAGAAUCCUCGAGGCAGCGGCUAAAGAAGGUCAAUACAAGGUGAUCAGCACGCUCCUUCUACAAUUCCACCGGUUUUUCUCAACACAAGAAAAGGACAAAGCCCUAUUUGCUGCAGUGCGAGCAGGGCAUCGAAAGUGUGUUCAGGCUCUGUUCAAACACCGGCUUCCAGAACCCGAGCUGGUGUCCAGAUUGCUCGUGAGUGCUGCAGAUGCUGGGUGCGUUCAGGUGGUAGACUUUUUCUUGAACGAAAGCACGGGAGAAACCCUUUCCAUCGAUGCGCUGACAGAGGCUUUGGUAGCUGCGGUGUCCAACAGCCAUGCAAGCACGGUUGACCGAUUGUUGAUCCGCCACUCACCUACCUGUGCUUUGACAUCGUAUGGCAACAAUCUUCUUCACCUUGCAGCCCUUGUUGGGAGCACAGAAAUCGCCCAGAAAUGCCUGUCUCUGGGCAUUGACGUCAAUACCAUCGGUUCUCUAGAUCAAACCGCACUUUUCAAAGCUUGUGAUAAGCACCACUGGGAGUGUGCGAAGCUCUUGCAUUCCCAUGGAGGGGUAUUGAAGAGCCGCGUGGGUUAUAACUCGGUACUGGAAAGACAACUUCGGUCGGAGUUGUCCAGGUCUGCUCAGCUGACGAGCGCGACCGCCUCCGACGACCCACGUACUCGAGGAGAUGAUUUGUUUCCCAUCUAG
Messenger RNA from Exophiala aquamarina CBS 119918, 1803 nucleotides. RefSeq lists its product as uncharacterized. Gene Ontology annotation, molecular function: protein binding. The transcript has a single exon. The coding region runs from base 1 to 1803 and encodes 600 amino acids. Lineage: Eukaryota; Fungi; Ascomycota; Eurotiomycetes; Chaetothyriales; Herpotrichiellaceae. The record is from RefSeq and is a predicted model, not a curated record.